AUGGCGUCUCCUUCAAGAGAUCCCUUCGCUAUUCCUAGGUCCGCCUCACCGUCUAGGCAGUACGGUACCUCGCUUCCUCGAGCAGACGCUACUGCCCGGCUGGCCUCGCCUGUGCCUUCGCAUCAGUAUGGCACUCCGCAGACAAAUAGGAUUCCAAGCCAGGGAACAAGCAGAGCUGGCGAUAACGGUGAUACGGGGAGCCUCACCCCUUUAGCUGGAGCUGCCGGUUCGAGUGUCCAAGGCCCUGGUGUAUCGGCCCUCGCCGCAGCGCUGUCUAAUUCUAUAGGCACUUCUCCCCCAAGGCAUGGCACACCACCGGUGCGCACUGCUACUCCCCCACCGAGGCCCCUUUCUCCUGCUGCUGCCGGCACCCAGCUUUCGAGCACUCCCAUGACGAACUACGGCUCUUUUGACUCCCGUUCACGAAACGCCGGUACCGGCGCCUAUGAAGAUCCUGAGAUUGUCAAGAGGCAUCUUGUACAGCCCUCUGACGCCCCAUCGGAGGAAUCAAGCAUGCGAGACGGUGUCAAGGGCAAGCAGACAGCCGAUAAGGAGAACGAAACUGGACUGAACGAGGACGAGUUCUCGAGUUUGCAGUUACAGGGUGGAGAUGUAACGCGAGGUAUUUACAAAUGGACCGAGGAGGCAGAGGCCCGAAGCAAAGUGCAGCGCAGCAAGAGCUUCAGCGUUUCACGGCCUGACCCCGAGACCGACAUCCUCGAUAUCAACGCUAUCAAGGUUCCGGGUGGCUUCCGCCGUAACUACCUGCGCAGAGCUGCCAGAAGUCCCUCAACCAUCAGGGAUGGUGGUGAGAGGGGCGAGUCCAGCAAUGGCGGUGCCCAGCCACGCCUGCUUACUUCAAGCUUCCUCGAGUUCCUUACUAUCUACGGCCACUUUGCUGGCGAGGAAUUGGAGGAAGAUGAUGAGGCGCUCAAGCCUGGUGAAUAUUUCGCCUCAGGCGGGGAAGACGACCUGUAUGACAGCGAUGAGGGCAGCGAAGACGACCGGGAACCGAUGGAAGACAGCGCACUCUUGACGCCGUCGCGUCACAAGAGGCGGCGGAAGCAGCGUGGAGGAAGCGGUAAGAACAGCCCGAUGAGUGCUGCUCUCCUCCUCCUCAAGUCUUUUGUUGGAACUGGAGUUCUUUUCCUGCCAAGGGCUUAUCUGAACGGUGGCAUGACAUUCAGUAACCUCGUUCUCUUGGGUGUGGCUGCUCUGAGCUACUAUUGCUUCGUUCUUUUGGUUACAACUCGUCUGAAGGUUGAAGGUUCCUUUGGUGACCUUGGUGGCAUUCUGUACGGCAAGUGGAUGAGAGGAGUAAUCCUUUCGUCCAUUGUUCUAAGUCAAAUCGGUUUUGUUGCCGCAUACAUGGUUUUUACGUCAGAAAACCUACAAGCCGUCAUCUUGGCUGUCUCCGACUGCAAGACCAAUGUCGGUGUCAAAUGGUUGAUUCUGUUGCAGGUACUCGUUUUCUUGCCUUUCUCACUGCUGCGAGACAUCGAGAAGUUGAGUUUUACUGCCUUGAUUGCCGAUGCCUUCAUUCUUCUCGGUCUCGCCUACUUGUUAUACUACGAUAUCUUUACACUGAGCACGAAAGGCUUGGCUGAUAUCAUAAUGUUCAACCGCAAUGACUGGACCUUGUUUAUCGGAACAGCUAUUUUCACCUUCGAAGGAAUCGGUCUCAUUAUUCCUAUUCAGGAAUCGAUGAAGAAUCCCAGCAAGUUCCCUCGCGUCAUGUUUGCGGUCAUGAUCAUUAUUUCCGUCCUCUUCAUUGGAAUGGGUGCGAUUUCCUAUGCCGCCUACGGAUCCAAGACAGAGACCGUGGUUCUCCUUAACUUGCCCCAGGACAGCAAAUUGGUCAACGGCGUCCAGUUUCUUUACUCCGUCGCUAUCAUGCUGUCUAUCCCUCUGCAACUAUUCCCCGCCAUCAAGAUUACUGAAAACGCUCUGUUCACGAAGAGUGGCAAAUAUAACCCGUACAUCAAGUGGCAAAAGAAUAUGUAUCGCUUCUUUUUCGUCUUCCUGUGCGCUUUCAUCGCAUGGGGCGGUGCGGAUGAUCUGGACAAGUUCGUUGCCCUUGUCGGCAACUUUGCUUGCAUCCCGCUUGUCUACAUUUAUCCACCUCUGUUGCAUUACAAAGCUGUUGCGAGAAAUAGGUGGUGGAAGAUGUCCGAUAUCGCUCUUUGCAUCUUCGGAUUUGUCGCCAUGGCAUACACAACUGCUAUCACGGUCUACAGCUGGGCCAACGGCUCUUCCGACCCUGGCCUUCCGGGGUAUUGCGAUAACAAGGGUCACUAA
Molecule: messenger RNA, 2298 nt
Organism: Colletotrichum truncatum
Lineage: Eukaryota; Fungi; Ascomycota; Sordariomycetes; Glomerellales; Glomerellaceae
Product: amino acid transporter
Biological process (GO): amino acid transmembrane transport
Cellular component (GO): vacuolar membrane
Molecular function (GO): L-tyrosine transmembrane transporter activity
Source: RefSeq, a predicted model, not a curated record